Molecule: messenger RNA, 1362 nt
Organism: Ascoidea rubescens DSM 1968
Lineage: Eukaryota; Fungi; Ascomycota; Saccharomycetes; Ascoideales; Ascoideaceae
Product: oleate delta-12 desaturase
Exons: 1
Coding region: 1-1362 (453 amino acids)
Biological process (GO): lipid metabolic process
Molecular function (GO): oxidoreductase activity, acting on paired donors, with oxidation of a pair of donors resulting in the reduction of molecular oxygen to two molecules of water
Source: RefSeq, a predicted model, not a curated record
AUGGAAGCUUAUUCAUCAUCAACGACAGUGUUAGAAUCAAUUGAUGAAACAGUUGGUGUUGCUUUAAAUGAGAUCAAAAUCACAUCAAAUAAAGCAGCUCAGCCUAUCCAACCAAUCAAAAAGAAACGUUCUCCAUUGAAAGAUCAAAAGCUCAGUGCAGUUGAUACACUAGGAAAUGUUUAUACAACUCCUGAGUUCACUCUUAAGGACAUUAUAUCUGCUGUUCCCAAACAUUGUUUCAGAAAAAACAACUGGAUUUCGUUUUCAUAUAUUUUGCAGGAUGCGAGUGCACUGAUAGUGUUGGGGAUUUUGACACAUUACUAUAUUAUGCCUAUGGUAGACAAUGUGUUUCUAAGAUUUGUUUGCUGGUGUCUCUAUUCAUUUGGUCUUGGUGCUUUUAUGACUGGGUUGUGGGUUGUGGGCCAUGAUUGCAGUCACAAUGCCUUCAGCGAGACAAUGAUACUUAACGACAUUGUUGGGUGGUUCUUGCACUCGUACACCUUGGAGCCCUUUUUUGCUUGGAAAGAUGGGCACAAUGCCCACCACAAGUCCAAUGCCAACAUCCAGAAGGACAAUGCCUGGGUUCCAAUCGAAAGAGAGAGGUAUUUGAGACAGCAUGGAGUGAAAACAUUGAAGGAAAUUGGAGAAGAGGCACCAGUUGUUACAUUGCUUAACAUCAUAAUCCGCCAUUUAAUCGGCUUUUUCUUACACAUUGUGGUGAAUGCUUCAGGGCAGUACUACAGCAGAUUCUAUCCUGGGGAACCAGACACUUUUGCCAACAGACUCAAGACCAGUCAUUUCAAUCCAAAAUCUCCCAUCUUCAGCGAGAGAUUCAGAAACAAUUUGUCGUUGCACAUUGUGAGUGACAUUGGGGUUUUGAUCACCAUAAUAUCACAGUACUACAUCUACUCGGUGUUGGGAUACGGCUGGUUUAAUUUCAUGGUCAACUAUUUCAUUCCCUAUCUCUGGUUCAACCACUGGGUGGUUUUGAUUACAUUUUUGCAGCAUUUCGAUCCAAUAUUACCCAAGUACGAUGAUUCAGCAUGGACCUAUGUCAGAGGAGGAUGCUGUACCAUCGAUAGAAGUCUUGGAUUCCUUGGAAAGUACAUCACCCAUUUGGUGUCGGAGGCUCAUGUUAUCCACCAUUUCUGUCCAACAAUUCCCCACUACCAUGCAAUGGAAGCGACAGAAGCAAUAAAGCCUGUGAUGGGAGAACAUUACAAGUCAACAGACGAGAGCUUGUUUGUCAGUGUGUACAAAGUCUCGCGCCUCUGCCAGUUUGUCGAGGGCAGCAAUGGAAUGCUCAUGUUCAGAAACACCAACAAUCUAGGUGUCCCACCCCAGGCAGACGACAAGCAGUGA